UUGGAUUUACUGUCGUGAUGUUGGUGUGCGGCUCUAGGGGGCGCUAGUUGUUCUUUCAGUCUUUUACCUCGACUAUAACCCGCGCAGCUCGCGUCAAAGAAGAGAAAGACCACAACCGUGAACAAAUUACAUCGACCAUGAGUUUAGACGUAAAGAAACUGAAAGUAAACGAGCUGAAGGAAGAGCUCCAGCGCCGCGGCCUGGAUACUAAAGGCCUGAAGGCGGACUUGAUGGAGAGGCUGAAAUCCGCCCUGGAGGAAGAAGCUCAGGAGGAAACAUCUGAACAGGCAGAGCAGGAGGAUGCCCACAAUCAGGAAUACCAGGAGGAAGAAGAGGAACAAGGUGCAAAUGCAGCUCAAGACUUUGGAAAUGAAAGUGGUGGUGAUGAUGAAAAUGUUCCGCAAGACGAAGAUGAAGGCAGAGAUUCUGGUGGCUAUUAUGAGGAAGAGGAGGCAGAAGGCGAGCCUCGCAAAGGCCAGCAAGAUUCAGAUUUGGGUCAAGGCGCACCGGACUUCACAGCAGAUGAGGAUAUUCACGGAUCAAACAUGUUUGAGGAGGAGACAAAACCAGAAGAAUUGCCGGAGGAGAGAGUGGAGAUUAAAAAUGAAGUUGCAGUCAAAGUAAAAACAGAAGAAGAGGAGACUGAACCUGUUGAAAACAAACAGCAGGAUGGAGAGCAGCAGCAAGAACGAGAUGCUGCAGACUUGGCUGAGCGGGUGAAAGUGGAAGAUAAAGGUGGAAACUACAGCCGUAAGAGGCCACACGAGGAGAACCGGCGCUACGGCUACGAGAAGAGAUCUCGAACACCCCAGCCUCCUGCUGAAGAUGAGGAGGAGAACAUUGACGACACUCUAGUGACAAUUGAUCCAUACAACUGUGAUUUGCACUUCAAAGUGUCCCGAGACCGGUACAGUGGCUAUCCGCUGACCAUUGAGGGCUUUGCUUACCUGUGGGCUGGAGCCAGAGCGACUCAUGGCGUCACCCAGGGUCGCGUGUGCUACGAGAUGAAGAUAAACGAGGAAAUUCCCGUGAAGCACCUGCCGAGCACCGAGCCGGAUCCUCACGUGGUUCGAAUCGGAUGGUCCCUCAACCACAGCAGCACUCAGCUCGGUGAAGAACCUUUUUCCUUUGGAUACGGAGGAACGGGGAAGAAAUCCGUUGACUGCAAGUUUGCCGACUUUGGUGAGAAGUUUGGUGAAAGCGACGUCAUCGGCUGUUACGUUGACUUCGAAAACGGUGACGAGGUGGAGAUGGGAUACACCAAGAAUGGCGUCCAACUGGGCGUGGCGUUCCGUACGACAAAGGAGGCUCUGGCUGGGCGAGCCCUGUUCCCUCAUGUGCUCGUGAAAAAUUGUGCUGUUGAGUUCAACUUUGGGCAGAAAGGGGAGCCCUACUUCCCCCCACAGGAAGGAUACACCUUCAUCCACAAUCUGGACCUGAAGGACAAGAUCCGAGGCACAAAGGGACCUGCCAGCAAAUCCGAGUGUGAGAUCUUGAUGAUGGUCGGCCUCCCCGCCUGUGGAAAAACCACCUGGGCUGUUAAACACGCAAAGGAAAAUCCAGAGAAGAAGUACAACAUCCUGGGUACAAACGCCAUCAUGGACAAGAUGAAGGUGAUGGGUCUGCGGCGCCAGAGGAACUACGCCGGCCGCUGGGAUGUUCUGAUCCAGCAGGCGACUAUGUGUCUCAACAGGCUGAUCGAGAUCGCCGCCCGCAAGAGACGCAACUACAUCCUGGAUCAGACAAAUGUAUAUGGAUCAGCAAGGAGACGAAAAAUGCGUCCUUUUGAAGGUUUUCAACGCAAGGCUAUUGUAAUUUUUCCCACGGACGAGGAUUUUAAAGAGCGAACAUUAAAGCAAACCAAUGAGCAGGGGAAGGAUGUGCCCGAUCAUGCUGUAUUAGAAAUGAAAGCCAACUUCACCCUCCCCAAGCCGUGCGAGUACUUGGAAGAAGUGACCUUCAUCGAGGUUCAGCAAGACGAGGCUGAAAAGCUGCUGAAGCAGUACAAUGAGGAGGGCCGUAAGGCCGGCCCACCGCCAGAGAAGCGCUUUGACAACAGGCAGAGCAGCUUCCGCGGUCGCGGCAGCGGGAACUUCCAGCGCUAUGACAACCGUGAUAGUUACCGCGGAGGCUUCCAGAACCGCAGCGGGGAUGGAGGCAGUGGGUACAGAGGAGGCUACAACCGUGGCAGCUACAACCAGAACCGGUGGGGCAACAACUACCAUGACGGAGGCUCCGAUUCCCGUGGCGGGUAUAACCGCAGCCAGCCGUCAGGCGGGAACUACAGUCGUCCCUCUUCUUACAACAAAGGAGGAUACAACCAGCAGGGCUACAGCCAGAGUUACAACCAGGGCUACAACCAGGGCGGCUACAACCAGAACUACUACGGCAACUACAGUCAGUACCCAGGAUACAGCCAGAGCUACAGCCAGCCCGCUGCAACCGCACAGACGUACAGCCAGCCGCCAGCGGCGCAGCCAGCAGCGCAGCCGCAGCAGAGCUACAACCAGCAAUACCAGCAGUAUGCUCAGCAGUGGCAGCAGUACUACCAGAACCAGAACCAGUGGAACCAGUAUUACAGCCAGUACGGCGGCUACCCUGGCCAGGGCAGCCAGGGCUCGUCUUCAGGUUCCCAGUAGCUUCGUCCUGUGUCCGCUGGCGUCCCCUUUGACCUCUGCAGUCCUUUCUUUUUUUGUACAGUCCCAAAUCAAGCAUCCUGUCUGCUUUAACGCAUCCUGUCCAAUCACACGCGUUCUUUUUACUGAACCCAGUCUUAUUUAAGCAUCACGUGUGAGGUGGUAGCUUCUAGGUCUCAGAACAUCUAAUGAAUGUUUAUGAUUAUGCAUCAGAUGUGGCCGUCUGAGCUCCACGUCUCGCAGCUUAAAGGUUUAAUUGUAUAUUUUUAGGAUGCAAAGUGAAAACGACAGAAGUGGAGUAUAUUCGCUUAACAAGGUGCAUGCUUUUUACCCCAUGACACGCCUCCCUCCCGUCUUGCUCUUUGCUUUUCAUUUACCGAGUGAGCGUUUUAUUUACCCAGCGUUUUUAUAGGUGUCGGUUCUGUAUUUAAUCCAGUCCAGAUUAGGAAUAAUCUGCUCUUGUUGACUAGUUGUAUUGACAGUUUUGCCCCCAUCCCUUUGUGAUUACUGUUCAUGGAGUAGUUUGAAUCCAUUUUGUCAAGGCCGUUUUUUCUACCUAAACUUGAUUGAAUUGAUUUUGAGAAGAUCGGUAAGCCAUCUUGUCUUUAUACAAUAAACACAGAUUAAACCCCUGAA
Nothobranchius furzeri (turquoise killifish) is the source of this 3272-nucleotide messenger RNA. It is a transcript of the gene hnrnpul1, whose product is annotated as heterogeneous nuclear ribonucleoprotein U-like 1. The record is from RefSeq and is a predicted model, not a curated record. Gene Ontology annotation, cellular component: nucleoplasm. NCBI's taxonomy places the organism in Eukaryota, Metazoa, Chordata, Actinopteri, Cyprinodontiformes, Nothobranchiidae. Gene Ontology annotation, molecular function: protein binding; RNA binding.